AUGUUUCGUCCCAAAAAGAAGAAAGAGCUCUCCUUGAUGGAGGAACUCAAAGAGCUCGAGCUGCUAGAAGAGGGAGAGAUGGUCGACAUCCCGGACCUAGAAAACGACGACCUCAUUGAAAAAAACUCUCUUAGCGUGAUUGUACGAUGCCUCAACCCUACUGUACACAAAGUCGGUGGCCUCGUCAAAGCCCUUCCCCCGAUAUGGGGCUUGGAAGAUAGAGUUCAUGGAAGAGGAGUGGGAGCAGACAGAGUCCAGUUCAUCUUCCAAUCGGACAGAGACCUUCACCAUGUACUCACGAGAGGCCCUUGGUUUGUGAAUGGCUGGAUAGUUUCUCUUGACCAAUGGUCACCCUCCCCAUCUCCAGAUUUCCUCCACAAAAUCCUAUUCUGGAUCGGAGUCCGAGGACUCCCCGUCCAUCUCCUAAAGAAGCAAGCCGUCGACAGUCUCAUUGGACCUCUGGGAAAGAUAGAAAAGGUAGAGCUGCACGCCAAGAACUCUACCUCCGUGGAAUACAUUCGAACUCAAGUAUGGAUCAAUACAGAUGAGCCACUCCAGUUCAGGCGUACAGCUCGCUUCAAGUCAGGAGAAGUAAUACCUACUGAGCUGGAAUAUGAGAGACUCAUCAAAGUCUGCUUCCUCUGCAAGCACCUCACGCAUGAUCAAACAAAGUGCCCCUAUCAAGUUCUACCCCAGGAGCAGCAUCAGAACGUCGCCGUACCACGACGAAGCAACCAGACCCAAGGAGGAUCCCUGAGAAAAGACCAACAAGGUGGGCAAAACUCCAAAGCGACAGUAAAAGCUCCCCGAACAACUCACUCUCGAGCAACUCAAUCUCGCGCAACAAGUCGCAGAGAAACAAUACCUGCUACAGCUCCAUACAAGAAGACGAGCCAGAAAGGGAAGGCUAUCGCUGGAGAAUCAAGUCGAGUAUGGAAGCAAAAGGAAAUUGUUUAA
This is a messenger RNA of Brassica oleracea var. oleracea, 957 nucleotides long. RefSeq lists its product as uncharacterized. The record is from RefSeq and is a predicted model, not a curated record. The coding region runs from base 1 to 957 and encodes 318 amino acids. The transcript has a single exon. Lineage: Eukaryota; Viridiplantae; Streptophyta; Magnoliopsida; Brassicales; Brassicaceae.